AUAUUGACACAAGCAAGGAAACAUGGCUGUGCGGCUCUUCGAGGCUAAAGACCAUGCAGCUGCUUACCUGCAGUACAGGGUGGCACCCCAAGAAUUAAUCAGCAGGAUUAUGAGCUACAUGGAGAAAAAGACUCCAAAACAAUUCAACCUGGCAGUGGAUGUGGGCUGUGGUUCAGGUCAAGGGACCAUCCAUCUGGCUCCUUACUUCACCAAGGUGGUUGGAACGGACAUUAGCGCCGCCCAAUUGGAGAUGGCACAAGCCAAUAGCAGUCCAAAUGUCUCAUACAGGCAGUGUCCGGCAGAGGAGCAACCAUUUGCUUCUGGCGAGGUGGAUCUUGUGACAGCCAUGACGGCGGCCCACUGGUUUGACCGCAAACGGUUCCUGCAGGAGGCUGACAGGAUGCUGAGGCCUGGAGGUUGCCUGGCGCUCCUGAGCUACACCAUGGACAUGGAGCUGGAGUACGGGGAUAUCUCCAGCAAGCUAAAUGACAUCUGUAAAGAGUUUUACACUGCCCUCCUUCCUUUCCGGACUCCUUAUCUGGGAUCAAGUUCUCUGAAGAUCUACUCAGACCUGUUUGACUCCUGCUCUUACCCAGACAAAGAGUGGAAUGACUGUGUGCGUCUGAGCAAAACCCUGCCACUGAGUGGAUACAUCGGCAUGGUGGAGACUUUCAGCAGCUACCAGAUACUGAAACAAAAGGACCCUGUCGAGGCUGAACGUCUCUCUAACGACAUCAGGAGCAAGUUGCUGUCUGCCAUGCAGGUGUCGUCUCCUGACACAGAAGUGUCAGUGGUUAUAAAGUAUUUCUACUGGCUGGCACGCAAACCUUGAUCAUUCUGACUGGCUGCAUCUUGGACGCCGCUCUUUAACAACCUCUUGCAGCU
Molecule: messenger RNA, 885 nt
Organism: Scomber scombrus (Atlantic mackerel)
Lineage: Eukaryota; Metazoa; Chordata; Actinopteri; Scombriformes; Scombridae
Product: putative methyltransferase DDB_G0268948
Exons: 6
Coding region: 23-832 (269 amino acids)
Molecular function (GO): S-adenosylmethionine-dependent methyltransferase activity
Source: RefSeq, a predicted model, not a curated record